GAAUCAAGGGGCACCGCAACCGCAGGGAUUGCAGCUGCUUCUAAUUUCUGCUGUUCCCCGGCCCUGUCUGUCCUACGCUGGGCGAAGCACCUGAUCACCCUUGCGACUGCGACGACUCACGCCCGUUCCUCUUCGCGACCACGACAACAAGACACAAACACCCCGCCGGCGGACGAACCCCAAGCCCGCACCGAAUAGCGCACUGCACGACGAGCGACGAGCGCCCGCAGCAUGGACGACAACAACCGGAUCACCAUCACAGUGUGCGGCGACGGUGGAUGCGGCAAAUCGUCAAUCACGCUGCGUCUGGUACGGAGUCAAUGGACCCACGAAUACGACCCGACGAUAGAGGACUCAUACUCCGUCACCCGAACGAUAGACGGACAGACGUACAUGCUCAUGCUCACCGACACGGCCGGACAGGAGGAAUACCGCGGCCUCUGGGCAGCGUCCAACCUGCGCAGUGAUGCCUUCCUGCUGGUGUAUGACAUCACGAACGCGAAUUCGCUCGAUGCGCUGGACUACUUCAUGGAUAUGAUAGAGAUGGAGACGGAACAGCGGCUGGACGAGGGCCGGGUCCCGCCUGUCAAGAUCGUGGCCGGGAACAAAUGCGACUUGCAGGGCGCGAGGCAGAUCCGGAGUCCUCAAGGUCUGGAGUGGGCCCGGAAGAGGAGGUGCGGCUUCAUGGAGACUAGUGCCAGGGAGAUGGUCAACAUCGAGGAGACCUUUGCGCUUCUCGUACGCCGAGUCGUUGAAGCCAGACGCCUCCAAGCCACAGGCGGCGCCCCAGCCGCUGCUGCCCGCACAGAACCUCUACCUCCCCUCUCCGAGAAGCAAAUAGCGGAUAGUCAGAUGCCAGGGAACACGUUCAGACCCGACGGACCGAAGCAGAGCUUCUGGGAGAAGUUAAAAUGUUGGUAGACGCUAGUGAAGAGGAGGAGCAGGAGCUGUAAGAUUGUGCUAUAAUGUAAAGACGCAUCGCUUUGUUUCAUACAACCAGAUAUCUUCUAUCUGGAACAUAUUCUGUACGAGUAUCUUGAGGAGGAAAACGUCGGCGACGCUAGGUCUCUGAGGCUGGAUUCCACACCUCCACAUGUCCUUCACCUGGGCUUUCUUAUGUACGAGUAUCUUCGGGGAUGAGGAGGUGGGUGGAGCUGGCUGUCUUGGGAUGAGAUAUGGACGCAUUGUAAAUAUUGUAUUGUCUGGAUCCGGCUGUUUUCUCUUCUGUAACCACUGCCUUAAAGUCAUAUCUAUAAUAAGGACAAACAUGAUCAGGAAG
Mytilinidion resinicola is the source of this 1279-nucleotide messenger RNA. RefSeq names its product ras-domain-containing protein. The transcript has 5 exons. Gene Ontology annotation, biological process: signal transduction. The coding region runs from base 232 to 921 and encodes 229 amino acids. Lineage: Eukaryota; Fungi; Ascomycota; Dothideomycetes; Mytilinidiales; Mytilinidiaceae. Gene Ontology annotation, cellular component: plasma membrane. The record is from RefSeq and is a predicted model, not a curated record. Gene Ontology annotation, molecular function: GTPase activity; GTP binding; GDP binding.